Molecule: messenger RNA, 1490 nt
Organism: Saccostrea echinata
Lineage: Eukaryota; Metazoa; Mollusca; Bivalvia; Ostreida; Ostreidae
Product: glutathione S-transferase theta-1-like
Exons: 4
Coding region: 229-969 (246 amino acids)
Biological process (GO): glutathione metabolic process
Molecular function (GO): glutathione transferase activity
Source: RefSeq, a predicted model, not a curated record
UAUUGGCAUAAAAACGUUUAACAGAACCGUUCGUUCAUUUAAAUCUUCUGCCGUCCUUUAUCCUGUCUGCCCAAUUUUUUUGUCGCUGAGAGAUCGAACUGUCAUGUCCACUACUGCGAAAGAAAAUUAGAAACAAGCUUUUCUUGACAAUGUACAAACCGUUAAUUAGGAUUUGAUUUGAAUUGUGACAGAUGAAUUAAUCGUUAAUUAGACACAACCGGUUCGUGCAUGAUGGAGACAAACGGUGUUGAGAAAAUGACUACUAAAAAGACGAAUGGUUUUCAUAAAGGACCGAUGGAGCUAUAUUUGGUGAGAAUAUCGCCUGCUUGUCGAGCUGUUUGGCUUUACAUCAUUCAGCAUGAGAUACCUCACCUCCUGAUAGAUGUGGAUUUCUCCAAGGGACCCAAACAUCUACCCCCUGCUUUCCGGAAUCAGCCCCAUCAAGAGGUCCCUCUUCUUGUGGACGGUGACAUUGUGGUCUUUGAAGCACAAGCCAUUUUGCGGUACUUGGGAAUGAAAUACACAGAUUCAGCAGGGUUUGGACUGUCCUUGCAGGAUCAAAUGUUAUGCGAGUCAGUAAUUGCUUGGUCCUUUGGUGAACUUUUGAGAUCAGUGGGAUAUACCUACGUGUUUCCUCAGUUCUUGGAGAGCUACUCUUUUUCUCCAGAGAGCGCAAACGAAGCUGUAAUUGAAAAAGGCCUUCGUCAAGUUACGACUCACUUGGAAAUCCUUGAAAACAAUUACCUGAUGAAAUCUAAAUAUGUAGCAGGAAACAAAAUGACUGUUGCGGACAGCUGUGUAGCCUCUGUACUCGUGCUUCUGGAGUGGACAGGAUUCAGUUUUAAAAUGUGGCCCAAGGUGGAAGUGUGGCUUAAAAAGACCAAACAACAGAUGUUCUGGGACGAAGUUCACACAACACAUAACGAUUUUGUGCGGGAACUUGAAAGAGCCAAUUUGGUACACCGUUGAUAAAAGGGAACCAAGAAUAUGUCCCUUGUUUUUUUUCUUUAUAACCUUAGGUUUUUUUAUGUGAUGAGGCUUUCCAUGGGUUGUUGCAAUACAGAAUUACAAACCAUUUAAUGUAAAACUUGUAGUUACUUAUCAAGCAUGCUUACUUUGAUCUCAUCCAUAGAGGGGGACAAACACUAGGUUAUUUUUAUGUGAUUUUUCUUCAUGCUGAUCGAUAAGCUAGUUUUAUUUAUAAGAACGUGAACAUAAAAAAAGAUACAUGUGACAUAUACACAUGUACAAGUAUUUUAAAUAUAUGUACAUGUAGUUCUAAGUAACAAAGACCACCAUUAUUAUAUAUAUAUGUAUAUCUGUCCUUUCAUUGCCAGAAAACUACAAUCAUGAGGAAAUUAUAUUGUGGAACCAAACAUGGUGUACUAGUAGAAAAGAACAAAGUAUUUAACAAACUUUUUUUUGUUUAAAGAAUAUUUUUUUAAUUGAAUUAAAUUUUGUAGUUUUGUAAUUUUAUCCUGAAAAGGUGU